Messenger RNA from Gadus macrocephalus (Pacific cod), 3941 nucleotides. Its product is annotated as probable E3 ubiquitin-protein ligase HERC3. The transcript has 24 exons. Gene Ontology annotation, biological process: ubiquitin-dependent protein catabolic process; protein ubiquitination. Gene Ontology annotation, molecular function: ubiquitin protein ligase activity. The record is from RefSeq and is a predicted model, not a curated record. The coding region runs from base 230 to 3217 and encodes 995 amino acids. Lineage: Eukaryota; Metazoa; Chordata; Actinopteri; Gadiformes; Gadidae.
CACAAACUAACUAAACUACAUUUCUGUUCAUGGCAUUAAGGAAGGGCAACAUGCGGGUGCGUCGUAGGGCGUUUUCUUGGGUGUAGAUUCAAUUCAGGAGAAACGAAAAUGAUCAAUACUAAGUUUCAGUUUCGAUUCUGGCUCAGGUGUUGAGCUUACCUGGGCAUGUAAGCAAAGGGAAACCCAAUAUAAGCUUCGCUAUGACAGUGGACACAUCGAAUAAGCCAGAAUGUUUUCAUGGGGAGAAAUUCAUUUAGCAAAGCCGAAUGAUUUGGCGGAAAACCGAGAGUCAGAGAAUGGCAUUCAGUUCGUACCAACGACCAAACCAAUAAUAACAAGUUUCUCUGCGAAUAAUUCAACGGUAACGUUUACCAAAAGUGAUGGAAGGGCAUAUUUUCUUCGUCGGCAAAGGAACCACGAUGGAAAUGGGAGAUUCGGGAAAACCAAGAGCAUCAAGUGCAAACACGUCGUAGCUUCCAGUUCAGGAGACUCUGGUCUUCUCCUGCUGUCCAGGGAUGGCUCUGUCGUCUUUGUGGACCUCAGUGCACCCGCCAUUCCAAGAUCACUCCAAAACUGCAUUAAGAAAAGGAUCAUUCAGGUCGCAUGUGGAGAACAACAUUCCAUAGUUUUAACUGAAGAUGGACAAGCAUUGUCUUGGGGCAGCAACACUCGGGGGCAACUGGGUCUCACCCUCCCAGAGACCUCUGUCGUCCCGUCCCCUACACCAGUGGCAGCCCUGUCAGGGGUACCCCUAGUCCAGGUCACCGCUGGGGGAGCCCACACUCUGGCCUUGUCUGUCUCUGGAACCGUAUUUGGCUGGGGGCAGAAUGACGCCGGGCAACUGGGUCUUGGAGACAUGACAGACAGAUCUACUCCAGUGACAGUUGAGUGCCUCAACCUUAAGAAGACCGUUUCUGUUUCUUGUGGUGAAAGACACACUGCUGUUCUGACAAAGGGAGGCGUGGUGUUGACCUUUGGCAGCGGUGGCUGUGGGCAGCUGGGACACAACUCUCUGCUGAAUGAGCUGACCCCUCGUGUGGUGGCUGAACUCUGGGGCGCAGCGGUCACCCAGGUCUCCUGUGGCAGCAACCACACCAUGGCAUUAGUAGGCCCAACAAAGAAGAUCUAUUCAUUUGGUCGUGGAGAAGAAGGCCAGCAUGGAAACAGGCUCACCACAGACUGUUUGGUGCCUCUGCCUGUUCUGCUGCCUCAUGAUGACCAGAAGAAUGUUGAGCGAAUAUUUGCUGGAGGAAACCAAUCUUUGGCCCUUUGUUCUCUCAGUCAGGAGCCUGAGAAGGAUCUUCCUGGGAUUAUUACAGCUCUGGAUAUGGACACCAUCGACUUCUGGCUCUCAAACUGUCGGGAUGCGAAAUCAUGGCGUAAAAUUAGAAAACAGAUCAAGGAUAUAUUCUCAUCCACAUCUUCCUUGAACGCCAGCUUUCUUGACAGAAGCGCUGACAAGCACUACCAGACCUCACCCAGGUGCUCUGGCUUGGACUUGGUUCUUGUCAAAACAGCUUUUGCCAAGCUAGCAAAAAACACUGAAGUGCUACAGGAGGUGGAGACCGUCGUCCGAGACUGUCUCCUGCCCUCGUUGAGUGGGCAGCCGGUCGGGUUGGAAGGCCUGAGGGUUUACUACCUGCUCGUGGAGCUGCUGCAAGUGCUCCUCAGAGACAACUUUGGUGAAAUGCUCUCCGUGAGGGUGGCUGAUGCCUUCCUCUCUCUGCACCAAGACAGACUGGAAGUCCUCGUUCGACUAUGGUCCUGGACACAUCGCUUCUUCCGAUCUGCAGUGAAGACGUUCUGUAAAGCAUCCAGGAAGCUCCUUUCAUCAUUAGAUGUGGAUUACAAAAAGCAAGCCGACUUCUUUAUGAAGACAGCCCGGGUUUUGCAAAGGCUUCAUUCUGCCAGCAGUAACGGUUCAUGGCGCCUUGCAGAAAGUGUUUUCCAUGUGACGACAGUCAAAAAUACCAUCGAGAUGUUUGAACAACUGUCACUCAGUUGUAACUCAAUCCAGCAGUAUUAUCCAUGGUUCCUUCCUGAACUUAAUGAUGAAGAACAAAGGACACUGAUCAAGCGAGAUUAUUAUCUGAGUAUCCUGUUGCCUCUGAUGAAGUACCCUUGCAUUCUACCCAUAGAAUGCAAGCUGAAGCUGUGGAAGUAUCAUCUGAAUAGUGCCACGUUACAGCCAGGAUUCAUUGAAUUCACCAUCAACCGGGCCACGGUGCAGCAGGACACUUUUCAAUCGCUGAGGACGUCUUCCCAUGACCCAAGAUUAAAACUUGCGGUGAAGUUUAAUGAGGAAUAUGAUAUGCAUCUUGGAGGUGUCAUAAUGGAGUUCUUUCACCUCCUUGCAAAAGAACUUCAGAAGGCAGAACUACAAAUACUAGAAAAGAAUGAUGACGGAGUGGCCUGGUUCAGCAAGAAUGUCGCCCAGCUGACUGAUGAGUUCUUCCUACUGGGCACGCUCUGUGGCAUGGCUCUGUAUAACCAGUGCCUGAUGAACAUCCCCUUCCCCUUGGCUCUCUUCAAGAAGCUCCUGGGCUUGAAGCCAACCCUGGACGACCUCAAGGAGCUGUCGCCAACCGUUGCACAGAGUUUAAAGGAUCUGCUGGACUAUGAAGAGAAGACUGUUGAGGACCUACAGUUGGAUUUCGGAGGGGAUGCAGAAGAUUUGGAUCUUCUACCUAAUGGAGAGUUAAUUCAAGUGACCAAAGACAACAGGCAGAAAUAUGUGGACCUCCAAGUGGACAUGGUGUUCAGCCGCUCGGUGGAGCAUCAGUUCAGGGAGUUCGAGAGAGGCUUCUCUAGAGGCUGCCCUUCACCCGAGUGGAGAAUGUUCCUCCCUGAUCAACUCAUGACGCUCCUCAAAGGAGAAGAGGUCUUCAACUGGGACGAUCUGAGACAGAAUGCAAAAUAUGGAGGCUGCACAUCCAACGAUGAAGUUAUCAAAAACUUUUGGAUCGUCUUCGCAGAGUUCUCCGUGGAGCAAAAGAAGGACUUCCUAAUAUUCAUAUCUGGAACGGACAGAAAUCCCAAACUUCGCAGUUCAACAAUCAUGAUAAAGAUCAACUUGUCGUGUUACCAAGAGCCUGAGCUGUACUAUCCAGAGGCUGUGACCUGCUAUUGGACUUUGAAUCUCCCAAACUACAGCAACAUCCAAACGCUUCGUCAGAAACUCCUUCAUGCGGUCGAGUGUUGUGAUACUUUUGGAUGACAGUGAAAUAGUUUAACCUAAUCGAGACUGCGACAUACGGUGGCAUAUCACUGGGCAAAUUUGCUGCCACUUUUCUUGAUUUUAAUUCCAAUCAUUUAAAUUUCACUUUUGGCUGUUUGACCACACAAUGUCUGUUGAAAUUGGGACAAAGUCGAAAGCUGGCCAUGAGUUAAUUGCACUAGAGAAGCUGAUAGAUAUGUGCUAUUCUAACAACCAGCAACAAUGAUCCUAUCAUUAAGAGAUAGACAGUAUUCAAGGGAGCAAAUGAGAACUCGGAUUCAACAAGCCAUUUAGCUUUUUUGCCUAAAGCUAAUUGGCUUUGUUCCAGAAGAGAACAAAGCUUACAGUCAUCCAAAUUCUUAAUUGUACACCAUUUAGUUUUUUUUAUGUAUUUAUUUAAUUUAUAGGUAAUUAAUAGCAUCAUGUUUCAGCAAUUUAGAUAAUUUUGUAACUGAAAAACUUUUAUUUUCAUAAUCUUCCUCAAAGGUGCAAUAGAUGUUACUCAAUUCAAUAUAGUUAUUCACGACCCAAAAAGUGCAGUUGCAUGAUUAUGUAAGCAAAGCUAACCCUGCAACCUGCUUCAUACCUACACUGUGCCUGUAGUCUGCCUCAUCUGUGCUACAAAUUAUAAGAUUGAUAACGGGAGCCAACAGCCGUGAAGCUAAACCUUCUCUUGAGGCGAAACCACCAACUGUGCAAACUAAUAAAGUUAUAAAGGAAUCAU